UUCACACGUGAUUUAGAUAGCGUCCCCUCAUAUUUCGUUGAAAGUUGAACGGAGUUCAAAUUGAAAUCGACACUUCUCAUUUGACAAACGUGUACGCUUUCCUCGACCAGUGGUCUAGGGUUUUAAUUCAGCGGUAAAAUCAUCAACUUUGAAUUAGCGUCAUCCGAGAUCUCUCCAUGAGGAGUCGGCUUUAGUGUUUAUGCCAACGAUAUUUAAUGAUUAUGUAUUUUUCUCCACAUAUUGUUUCUGUUAUGAACAAUUAAUUUUCGUUGGUAAAAUACACACCGCUGUAUAAUACCGGUCAUGAUUUAGUGCUGCGUUCCAUUUCCAUGCGAUUGCAACGGAGUUAUUGUUAACAUAUUCACGGCUUAACCUAAUACGCUAACGUGAAUUGCAACCUAUGCAUUAGAAAACGAUACUUUGAGUUAACCUUUCAAGCGAUACUACAACUGUUGCAUCAAACUCAACAGGAUCAGUUAUGAAUUUUAAUUGAAACCAAUAAGACUUUGUUGUAAAAUAAUAGUAUAUAAUUGUGCAAAAUGAGUGAGAGUGCACCAGUUAAUGAUGUGUCUGAAAGCAACGGUGGGCCAGAGCAACCAACUUUCAAUGGAGAAUCUGAGGAACAUACGAAUAAAUCACCUGUAAGUGCAGAAGACAAAGCACCUGACUCUGUGUGUGACAAUGGGAUAAAGAAGAACAAUACAAGCACUGGUAUUGGAAGUAAUACCACUAGUACAACUAAUAGGUCAAAAAAACGUAAGAAAGCUCCCAGAGAUGCAACUGCUCCAAAGCAACCACUCACAGGAUACUUUAGGUUCUUAAAUGACCGAAGAGAAAAAGUACGGAAUGACAAUCCGACUUUAUCAUUUGCUGAGAUUACAAAACUUCUUGCCUCGGAAUGGAGCACAUUACCAGCUGAUUUAAAGCAACAGUAUUUGGAUGCAGCUGAGCAAGACAAAGAACGUUAUAAUCGUGAAUUUAGCGACUAUAAACAAACAGAAGCAUACCGGUUGUUUAAUGAGAAACAAUCUAUGGAAAAGCAACAAGAAAAUAAAAAGGAACGAAACGGGACUGAUGUCAAUUCUGAGCAAAAUGAUAUUCAACAGGAAAAAGACAAUGAUUUCACAGGCUUUGAUAUUCCCAUUUUUACAGAAGAAUUCUUAGAUCACAAUAAAGCAUGCGAAGCGGAAUUAAGACAAUUAAGAAAAGCUACGUCGGAUUACGAGGCUCAAAAUGCUGUUCUUCAACGGCAUGUGGACAGUCUAUAUGCAGCUGUAAAUCGUUUGGAGUCUGAAACAAAUCAACAACGUACGACAAAUCAAGCUUUACAACGUCAUUUGGAUUCUCUUCGUUCGCAGUUAGCUGGUUGCUUUACGGCAGUACCUCUUCCAGCUGCAUACAUGGGAGAUUCCACGAUAGUAGAGAUGCUUUUAUUGCAUGGAGCCGCUGUAAAUGCUAAGGAUAAGAAAUGGUUGACUCCAUUGCAUAGGGCCUGUUGCUCAGGGAACCAUAAGGUAGUACAUGUUUUGUUACGCCAUAAAGCUAAUGUCAAUUUGAGGGACCGCAAUUGGCAAACUCCUUUUCAUGUAGCAGCAGCGAAUAAUGCUGUAAAAUGUGCACAACUGAUAGUUCCAUACUUAAGAGAUGUUAAUAUAGUGGACAGGACUGGUAGAACAAGCUUCCAUUAUGCAGCCUACAAUGGACACCUUGAAAUGACAAAGUAUCUGAUUAAAAUCGGCUGUUCAGUAAAUGCUAAUGAUAGAAUAAAGAAUCGCAGUGCUUUGCAUUUUGCAGCAUUUAUGGGACACGAUAGUAUCGUGAAAACACUUAUAACCUAUAGAGCCGAUGUCAAGGAUAAAGACCGCGAUUUGUAUACUCCAUUACAUGCGGCUGCAGCUUCUGGCAGUGUCUCUUGUAUGCAAAUAUUAAUUAAUGCUGGCGCUGAUAUUGAAGCUAAGAACGGUCACGGAAACACACCACUGUACAUUGCGUGUUUAAAUGGCCAUGCAGACGCAGUAAAGGAAUUAAUUUCUCAUGGAGCAAAUAUUGAGACUGUGAACUACCGUCGACAAACUCCUCUACAUGUAGCUGCUGCCAGCCCCAAUAGUGUUCAGUGUUUAGAAGUACUUUUACAAGCUGGUGCGAAAAUCAACGUCCGAUCGAAAGAUGGUCACACACCCCUGCACAUGACCGCGAUCUACGGAAGGUUUACACGAUCAAAAAGCUUACUCGAUGCUGGAGCAAUAGCUGACACAGAGGACAAAAUGAGGAAUACUGCUCUUCACAUAGCUGCUUGGUACGGUCACGAAUGUUUAACGACAACGUUGUUAGAAUACGGAGCGUCUCCAGCACUGCACAAUGCUGAAUUACGUACACCAUUACACCUCAGUUGUCUAACAGGCCAUAUCGAGGUGUGUAGAAAGUUGUUGCAAGCCGACAGCCGCCGUAUAGAUACCAAAGACGUCGGUGGUAGGACACCAUUGCAUUUAGCAGCAUUUAAAGGUUACGUCGAUUGUCUAGAUUUAUUAUUAUCCAACGGAGCAAAUUUCCGAUUAACCGACGACGACAAUAGGUUGGCGCUUCAUUACGCUGCUAGUCAGGGACAUUAUUUUUGUGUCUUCACUUUGGUUGGUUUCGGGAGCGAUUCUAAUGCCCGUGAUAUAGACGGCGCAACUCCUUUGCAUUUAGCUGCCGCGUCGACUGCGACCGACACUGGUGCUCAAUGUGUACAGUAUUUACUGAAGCACAGAGCAGAUCCACGUUUACGUGACAAACGUGGCUUCACUGCGUUUCAUUACGCUGUAGCUGGAGGGAAUCAACCAGCUUUAGUAGCACUUUUGGAAGCUUGGUCACCAAUCAACACGGAGGGGUCCAAUUACACGGAAGAACCAGAACCACCGCCACCGAAGUUAACACCAUUACAUCUUGCCGCGUAUUACGGGCAUAGUAAAAUAUUAAGCCUACUGCUGCCACUAUUUCCGAAUACUAAUAUCAAGGAAGACUCUGGUAAAACACCUUUGCAUUUGGCCUCCAGCAAAGGCCACCAGCAAUGCGUCGAAUUACUGUUAAGUCACGGAGCUUUGGUAUCUAUACAAGAUUCCGUUGGUAGACGCACACCGAUACACUGCGCGGCUGCGGCAGGUUUCAAUUCUUGUCUGGUACUUCUUUUAGAAAAUGCAGAAGACCCAAGCGUUGUCAAUUGUUAUGAUGCAAAGCAGCGUACUGCUUUAACGUUGGCAGUAGCGAACAUUAAUACAGAGUGUAUUAUCUCACUUUUGAAAUAUAAAGCCGAUUGUAAUUUACCAGACAUUAACAAACACACGCCGUUAUUCCGCGCAGUUAUUAACGAACGUGGUCACCAGCUAGUCAAGUUGUUGUUGUCGCAUGGCGCAAAAGUGGCGGUGCAAGACACGAACGGAAAAACACCGUUGCAUUUAGCCGCCGCUUGUGGAAUAGUAAUUGCACUUGCCUCAUUGGUACGAGCAGACCCCGUAGCAGCCACCUUAAAAGAUGACCAAGAAUGUACAGUUCUCCAUUGGGCUUGUUACAAUGGAAAUUACAAUUGUGUGAACUUCCUUCUAGAGGAGAACGUAAUUGAUACUUUGGAAGGAACUCCAUUCUCUGCAGCACAUUGUGCCGUGUAUCUGGGAUCAGAAGUUUGUUUAGAGUUAUUAAUCAACAAAUUUGGAGGAAAAACAGUUGCCGCGCUGCGAGAUAGUCCUGGUGACCGUCUACCUUUGCACGUAGCAGCUACUUCAGGAGCGCUGGAAUGUGCGAGAUUAAUCUUGAACUCAGUCGGUCCGGAAUUAGCUGGUAUAGAGGCAGCAGAUUAUUUAGGACGGACACCACUUCAUUGCGCUGCUAUUGCCGGUAGAUGCGAAGUCAUUGAAUUGUUGCUUGAACGGGAAGCUAAUUUAAGUGCAGUCGAUUGCAAUAAAAACACGGCAUUGCAUUUAGCUUGUCAACGACGUCAGUCUGGGGCUGCUUCGCUUUUAUUGAGUUGGAUAGAGUCGAAAAAUUCUAGUGAGGAAAAUGCAAUACAGCCUCAACAGCAGCAACGGAUAUCGGUCAUUAAUAUGGUUAAUGAGCAGCAGAGCACUCCAUUGCAUUUGGCAGCGAGGAAUGGUCUUGUAAAAGUGACAAGACGUUUAUUGCAACUAGGAGCAAGCGUCGUUGCAGUAGAUGCCGAGGGUCUCACUCCUGCACUUGCAUGUGCUCCAAAUCGCGCUGUGGCGCGUUGUCUGGCAACUAUACUUGCCGCUCACAGUCAACACUGGGAAACCGCACAACACUCGCCAUCAAUUCAACAAACAUCUGAAGUAUAUUUAAAUGGAAGGAGCGGCGAUUCGCAGCACAGUUCAGAUUCAGAAUUUUACUAACAAUAGUCGUUACCCUUGAGCUACCGAGGGUCUCGAACUCAGUACAUUAUUCGAGCGAAUAUUAACGCUGAAAGGCGGUGCCUGAAUCUUUACAAACCCCAGCUCUCACGAGUCUGGUUUUACUACUUGACACGUGACACUGUCAGACACACAUGUGCAAUGAAUAUUCUAUACACGCGGUACCGCUAUACAAAUGUAUAGUGAGGAAAAAAUGGAAGGGAUAGAAGAAAUAUUGCUUGAUUGUAGUUUCUAAAGCUAUCGUUCUUGUAAUUCAUAUUAGUAUUUUUAUAGAUAGUGGUACCAUUAAGCCCUGGUUGUGACGAAUGAGAAAUAAUGAUUUCAGAAAUUAAUACGAUACUAAUAUGAAGAGAAUCAGAACUAGGUUUAGAAAAAUCAAAGUAAGCAAUUUUAGGUAGUAUUGUAUUCACAAGUCGUUGCUUUCGUAAGAAACGUCGAACUGGCCUAUGAAGAUCAAUUUUGUAAUUAUAACCGAUCGACGUCCAUCGCGUCCGAACAUUUUGUACGUGUUUUUGGGCUGUAUGUCCCUUUUUAUACAAAUUAAGUGGAUGUUAUCGGGAAAUGAAGAGAGAGGCGUGCUAAUACCAAUAAUAUUAUCCUUAUUCGUUUCGCUUGUCUCCGCCGUAAAACUUUUAUGUUGUGUCGUAACGUGUUACCGAAACUUUACCAUUAAUUAAUCGACUGUGAUUUCUCAAUUAUUCUUUAUUUAAAUUAAUUCUACUUAAGACACGAGAUCUCUGAAAGACAUUCUUUUUUCUAUGUAUGUAUACUAAUGGAGCAAAUUGAUAUAUUUAUUUAUUGAAUAAUGCCGAUAUGAAUUAUAUUAGUGGACACUCAUUUUUCAGAUUUCUUUGAAUUGUCAUCAGAUAUGUGUUUCUGACAGUAGUUACACGUUAUCCGUUUUAUACUUAUUAUUGAACUUUGGACGUUUAUGCAAAGUCACAUGUCCACAGACUAUGCUACGGGAAAUAGGUAUUUGUCAGAAAUGUAUUAUUCCCUUUAUCAAGUAGUUUCGUUAAGUCUCAUUAACGGAAUAAUCGCAUACGCAGUCCAUAGUCUACCUUGACUCGGUUAUCGACGCAUAAGUGACACCUAGAAUGCUCAGUAAGUUAUUUUUUUUAAAUAUAGAGCGGUCGGAACGAGUCUUAAAUCAUAUCGUACACAGGAGGAUAUGUAUUUUUAUUGUACAUACUGAUAUUGCAAUAAUCGCUUAAGCAAAAGGGGCGGAACGAUAGAUAUAUUUAAAUACAGGUAACCCCCGUACAACUCGGUAGCCAUGUUCCUAACAAUAUUAUGGGAAAUUGAGUAGAAACAUUCGGUAUAGAAUUUCAAAAACCAACCAAAACUACAUUGUUUUGUUAUCACUAUUCAUCAAAAAUAUCAAUGAUCGUCCAGAUUCAUACUAUUUUUAUUAAACAAGAUUUUCUUGUUACAAAAUUACUUCUUUUUGCUCAGGGAAGCUGCUACUUUGUAAUUUCUAUUUUCUUUGGGAAAUCUAUGGGAAUAUUAUGGUUCUUUUAAUGGAAUCGCCGUGUUAUAUUGGGGGUUUCCCUAAUUCUCUAACUGUGUUGUAGGAAUGCCGUGUUAUACAGGAGUUGCCUGUAGCACGAAGCAAUCUCCGAUUUUGUACGUAGUCUAUGCGAAACGCGCGGGAACUCAGAUACGUUAUUUUUCUCUGAAAGAUAAAAAAGCAGUAUCUACUGUACAUAUUGAUAAAUAUUUUUCAAUACCAUCAACCGUGAAUAUAUAAAUAAUAAAAAUAUAUAUAUAUAUACACAUACAUCUAUACGUAUGUGUAAAUAUAUGUGCAUAUACAUAUACAUACAUUACGCGAGUUCCAGGGGAAAUUUAAUAUUGUACCACAUCGAAAUCGCGCUAUAAUUUAACAGCUACUGCCAGUAUCGUGCAUCUGUACUACAUGACCAUUUGUAAUCAAUAAACAACGUUACGAUUUAUUUUUA
Messenger RNA from Megalopta genalis, 6358 nucleotides. Lineage: Eukaryota; Metazoa; Arthropoda; Insecta; Hymenoptera; Halictidae. The record is from RefSeq and is a predicted model, not a curated record.